CGUGGGUCAUGUGACUAGUGCCCUGCUUCCGCGUUGGCUCUUAACGUCAUCAAAGCGCGCCGCUCUGCCUUUCCAGCUGUUCGGUUGGGUGGCUAUGGUGCUGCUAGUACGAGACCCAGCGGCCUCUCGUGCCCGGCCGUUGCUACUACCCGAUGGGGGCGGCUUGGUCCGGGAUUUGCUCCGCCUUCGCUGCCGGGCGCAGGGAAUUCCUGAGGAAAGUGUCUAUGUCAAGUGCAAUGGACGACUGGUUAAUUCUGAAGAUGAGCUCCAGGAUGGAGCUGUUUAUAGUUUGGAACCAAGACUCUGUGGUGGAAAAGGAGGUUUUGGAUCAAUGCUCCGAGCACUUGGUGCUCAGAUUGAAAAGACAACAAAUCGAGAGGCUUGCCGAGAUCUUAGCGGAAGGAGGCUCCGAGAUGUUAAUCAUGAAAAAGCAAUGGCUGAGUGGGUGAAGCAGCAAGCAGAGCGGGAAGCUGAAAAAGAACAAAGACGCUUGGAAAGGCUGCAGCGUAAACUUGCAGAACCAAAACACUUCUUUGUUAAUUCGGAUUACCAACAGCAGUGUAAUGAAAUGGCUGAGCGGCUAGAGGAUUCAGUACUUAAAGGGAUGCAGGCCUCCUCCAGUAAGAUGGUGUCUCCAGAGACCAGUGAUAGUCGGAAGCGCCCAAACGAGUCCGAAAAGAGCGGAGCAAAAUCUGAGAAAAGGAAAUGUUUGUGGAUGGGAUUGGAAGGACUGGAGGAUCCUGAGAGCACAGAUGAUAGUGAAGAUAAUUAUCCUAGUACAGCAGAAGGCAGUUGCCACUCAAGCAGCAGCCACAUUGAAAAGACUGAAAGCACAAUUGAGUGGCCUAGUAGUUCAGAGGAUUCACUAGGAUGCAGCUCGACCACCAAUACCUCUGAGAAACCACAAGAGCAGGCAGAAGAUGCUGAAAAAGAUCUACCAGAGGAGGUACCCACAGAGGAGCAGAUUGCAAUUCCAACUGAUGAAAAAAAUGACACAACAGAGACCCUGAAAGAAGAGGAGCAAGAAAAAGUUUCAACUACUCAAGAGGAAAUAAUUCCAUUACAGAGCACGAAGUCUACGCCAAUAGAUCUUCUGGCAUUCAACUCUGCUGCUGAAAUGGAAGCUCUAGGAUUAGAUAAGCUGAAGUUUGAACUGAUGGCUCUGGGCCUGAAAUGUGGAGGCACUUUACAGGAAAGAGCAGCAAGACUUUUCUCUGUGAGAGGUCUGCCUAAAGACCAGAUUGAUCCUGCCUUAUUUGCAAAGCCUUCUAAAGGGAAAAAGAAAUAAAUGUUGGGGUUUUUAUAUACACACACAAUCUCUCCAUACCUGAGGGGUUUUUUUUGUUCUAUGGUCACUCUUUUUAACUAGCUACCUGCACUACUUUGGCAUCUGUAGGUAGUUUCUGUUUUUUCUAACUGGAGUUUAAAUAAUGUAAUACAAAGAAUAAAUUGCUAGAUAAAAAAAACAACAAACUAGUGUGUGCUAAAUAUUAAAGGUAGCAAAGCAUAAAGAUGGGAAAUUGUGAAGAUUUUUUGUAAAUAAAAGAACAUACAGUGUCCAUGGAUGCUUGGGAAAAAUUGUGCGCUUUAUAGAAAAAUGGUGUUUUUAUAUAUGUAAGUUGUGUGAUGAGAAUAUUGAAAUAAGUGAAUACAGGAUUGCUUAUCUGUACUCUAGGUAUUCCCUUCUAGAUAAAGAAACCAUAAUUUUAAAAUAUGGUUCAGGUUGAAUAGCUGAAGCUUGACUUUUUUGAGGGGAGGGGGAAGAUAUUUUGUAUGGGGAAUUUCAAAUAUGGAUUAGGUGUACCAUUAUGUAUGUUGGUGUUGUCAAAUAUUGGUAUACCAUGAUUCUCUGUAAAUAUACAUGUUCAGUAUCUGAAAUGUUUAUUAAAGGAAUAUUUACUUAUUUAA
Messenger RNA from Alligator mississippiensis (American alligator), 1908 nucleotides. It is a transcript of the gene SDE2, whose product is annotated as SDE2 telomere maintenance homolog. Gene Ontology annotation, cellular component: nucleus. The coding region runs from base 95 to 1288 and encodes 397 amino acids. Lineage: Eukaryota; Metazoa; Chordata; Crocodylia; Alligatoridae. The transcript is spliced from 7 exons. The record is from RefSeq and is a predicted model, not a curated record.